Molecule: messenger RNA, 1068 nt
Organism: Plutella xylostella (diamondback moth)
Lineage: Eukaryota; Metazoa; Arthropoda; Insecta; Lepidoptera; Plutellidae
Gene: Fkbp12
Product: FK506-binding protein
Biological process (GO): protein peptidyl-prolyl isomerization
Cellular component (GO): cytoplasm; sarcoplasmic reticulum membrane
Molecular function (GO): peptidyl-prolyl cis-trans isomerase activity
Source: RefSeq, a predicted model, not a curated record
AAAUAAAAAUUAUGUCAUGGCAACAUUAUACAUGUCGCCCGCCAUUGCGGAAAAAGCGGCGUGGUUUUGGUUGAAGAAAACUAUUCUAUCGAUUAAUUGUAAAUACAAUUAAUUAUAAUGGGUGUUGAAGUGGAGACGAUCAAUCCUGGAGAUGAGUCCACAUACCCGAAGGCUGGGCAGACCGUGGUGGUGCACUACACCGGCACGCUGACCAACGGUACCAAGUUCGAUUCCUCCCGCGACCGCAACAAGCCCUUCAAAUUCAAGAUCGGCAAGGGAGAGGUGAUCAAGGGAUGGGACGAGGGCGUCGCUAAGAUGUCAGUUGGUGAGCGUGCCAAGCUCAUCUGCUCCCCCGACUAUGCUUACGGCAAGCAGGGCCACCCCGGCCUCAUCCCCCCCAAUGCUAUCCUCAUCUUUGAUGUGGAGCUCCUUCGCUUGGAGUAAUGGCACAAAAUGAUAACCACCUAUAUUUCCUAGUUAGACAUUUACCCCUUCAAGUUUCUAUAAUUAUUGUUAUAAUGCUAGAUACUUUUGAUGGUAUGUCAUUUACUAAAGUAGUGCAGUGCCACAUACUUAAAACCGAAAUGCCAUGUUUUUUGUGGACAUACAAAUUGCAUUGUAUUUCUAAGAUUUAGAUGUAAUGUGAAUUCAUUAUCUCUGAUAGCAAUUUUAUCCUAAAGAAUUAUUUGCAAUAACUAGAAAUGGAUAGUUAAGUUUAUGUCUGACUUCAGAACCCCAGUAUAUAAUGUGGUACAUUUGUACUACUUCACUGCCUUUUUCUGGCUACAUUCCAACUGUCGCAUUUAGCCUCAAUUUUACCAAAAAACCUUAUUGGUGUAUCUACAAAUAUUUUAAAUGUACCAUAUUAUUCUGAUUAUGUACAUGUAUUAUGUAUUUAUGCACAAUAUUGUAAUUAAAUAGGUGGACAGGUAAAGGUGGUUGAUAAAUAAAUUUGAAUAUUUAAUCUUUGAACUAAAAAUAAUUGUUCUUGGGAGUCAGCAAAGUAGUAAUAAUUUGUCACUUAAAGCUUUAUUUGUAUUCUAAGAAAUAAAAGGUAUUGCAAAAUUA